Messenger RNA from Cheilinus undulatus (humphead wrasse), 1842 nucleotides. It is a transcript of the gene foxf2b, whose product is annotated as forkhead box F2b. The transcript has 2 exons. The record is from RefSeq and is a predicted model, not a curated record. Gene Ontology annotation, cellular component: nucleus. Gene Ontology annotation, molecular function: RNA polymerase II cis-regulatory region sequence-specific DNA binding; DNA-binding transcription factor activity, RNA polymerase II-specific. NCBI's taxonomy places the organism in Eukaryota, Metazoa, Chordata, Actinopteri, Labriformes, Labridae. The coding region runs from base 219 to 1367 and encodes 382 amino acids. Gene Ontology annotation, biological process: regulation of transcription by RNA polymerase II; animal organ morphogenesis.
GGGAGCACUGUGCGUAACGGGAGAGUCGUGCGUAACAGGAGACAGAUUCCUCUCCAUUUUGCGCCUGGAUUCUGAGGACCACUGGUGGUGUAACGCUCACUUGCACGGACACUGACCGUUGGAUUCCGACUUAUUUCUCUUUUUUUUAAACAUUUCCCGGGUCGACUCUUUUCUCUUUCCCUCCCUCUCGCUGCUGCCAGUCGUGCGUCAGAGCUGACAUGACAACCGAGACCCCUCAGCAGCAGCUGGACCCUCCGCCUCCUCUGAGAUCCAGCCCGGCGUCCGGCGUCUUGCACCCCGCCAUGCUGAGCCCACAAGCCGCCUCAGAAAGCUCCUCCAGCGUCAUUAAAGGAAAGAAGACGAGCUCUGGACUACGACGACCGGAAAAGCCUCCGUACUCUUACAUCGCUUUAAUAGUGAUGGCGAUCCAGAGCUCCCCCACCAAACGGCUGACACUUAGUGAGAUCUACCAGUUCCUCCAGGCUCGCUUCCCGUUCUUCAGAGGCUCAUACCAGGGCUGGAAGAACUCAGUCCGGCAUAAUCUGUCUCUGAAUGAGUGCUUUAUUAAGCUGCCCAAAGGGCUGGGCAGGCCGGGCAAAGGCCACUACUGGACCAUCGACCCGGGCAGUGAGUUCAUGUUCGAGGAGGGCUCAUUUAGGCGCAGACCGAGAGGCUUCAGGAGAAAAUGUCAAGCUCUGAAGCCCAUGUACCGGAUGAUGAACGGGAUAGGCUUCGGCACGUCCAUCCUCCCGCAGAGCUUCGACUUCCAGGCCCCCUCCGCCACACUCGCCUGUCACAGCAACGGCUACAACUUGGACAUGAUGAGUAAUUCAAUGGCCGGGGGGUACGACGGGCUGAGCGGCGGCCACCACGUCCCCCACAUGUCCCCCAGCCCCGGGUCCACGUACAUGGCGAGCUGCCCGGUGCCGCCUAAUGGAGAGUAUGGAGCGGACAGCAGCAGCAGCCCCGUGCCCUCCUCUCCGGCCAUGGCCAGCGCGCUGGACGGACACUCCCCGUACGCCAGUACGUCCGCACACUGGGCGUCCUCCGGCGGCUCUCCCUACAUCAAACAGCAGCCUCUCGCCUCCAGCAGCCCUGCAUCCUCCGGUUUACACUCCGGCAUGUCUCCAUACUCCCUAGAGCAGAGUUAUCUCCACCAGAACAGCAGGGACAGCCACUCCAGCGACAUUUCAGUGGGGAUCCCGCGCUACCAGAGCCACUCCUCGGUGUGCGACAGGAAAGAUUUCGUGUUAAACUUUAACGGCAUCUCCUCCUUCCACCCUUCGGCCGGUGGCUCCUACUACCACCAUCACCACCACCACCACCCACAGAGCGUCUGUCAGGACAUCAAACCGUGCGUCAUGUGAGCGCGCGCGCGCGGAGCGUCACCGUGGACUCCAGACGGAGAGAGAAGAAAGGAGGCUGACAGUCAAACUGCAGCUCCGGCACUUCUCAGCAGACUAGUCUGACUUCUUUUUGAAUGUUUGGAGGAUUCUAGCAGGACGUAUCGGGGUGUCUGUUCUCCUCCUCCAUGCAGCCAAAGUUUAGAUUUUUGACUCUGAAGGAAAUGAAUGAAGAAACCGAAGAGGCCUUAAAAACCACUCUGCCUAUAUGAACCCUGACAAGCGUUUUCUUCUUUAAAAGAAGCUCCAGAAACACGAAUCUUAAUGUGUUUGCUCUUGUAAGACGUGCAAACGAUUUAUAAUCUAUGUAACUCUGUUCUAUGAUAUUAGACACACGUGACGCUUUAGGCUAACAUGAACUGCAACAAACCUUGCACUUAUUGUAUAACCUCCCUGCCUACUUUUGUCUUGUUAAAGGUUUCAAUAAAGCUGAUUUAUA